AUGGCAUGGGCACCCCGACGUCUGGAGCAAUCAACAACUCUGGAGCGAGCUCGUGAGCGACCAGCAACGGCUCUCCAACGUCUGGAGCACUCGACCCCCGGAACGCCCAACGACGGUUCCUCGACCUCUGGAUUGCCAAACGCAAAUUCGUCGAGCCCAGGGUCGUCUGGCGCAGGCAAUAGUGUAACGUGCAUCCUCUGCCUUCCUCUCGCAUCUGUUUGCUACGCGCGUUUCGACGAACUUAAAGCAGCCGCGAAGAAGGGAAAGACCACCGAAGACCGAAAGAAUCAAUCGUAG
This is a messenger RNA of Coprinopsis cinerea okayama7#130, 297 nucleotides long. RefSeq lists its product as hypothetical. The record is from RefSeq and is a predicted model, not a curated record. The coding region runs from base 1 to 297 and encodes 98 amino acids. The transcript has 3 exons. Lineage: Eukaryota; Fungi; Basidiomycota; Agaricomycetes; Agaricales; Psathyrellaceae.